AUGUUCCAGAGACUGAACAAAAUGUUUGUGGGUGAAGGCAAUACUUCCAACCAAGAACCAGAAUUCAGUGAGAAAGAAGAUGAUGAAUGGAUUCUUGUCGACUUCAUAGACACUUGCACUGGGCUGUCGGCAGCAGAAGACGAGGAAGAAGACAUCAAUGAAGAGUCACCUCCCGACCACCCUUCAGUCUUCUCCUGUUUACCUGCAUCUCUCGAAUGCUUGGCUGACCCAAGCGACUCCUGCUUCCUCCAGUUUGAGUCCUGCCCCCUGGAGGAGAGCUGGUUCAUCACCCCUCCACCGUGCUUCACAGCCGGAGGGCUGACCGCCAUCAAGGUGGAGACCAGCCCCAUGGAGAACCUGCUCAUCGAGCACCCCAGCAUGUCUGUGUACGCCGUGCACAACUCCUGCCCCGCGCUCAGCGAGGCCGGCUGCGGGGCUGACGAGCUUCACCACCCGGGCAGCCCCAGGGCCAGGAAAAGCUGCUUAUAA
This is a messenger RNA of Pipistrellus nathusii (Nathusius's pipistrelle), 489 nucleotides long. The record is from the annotation of a GenBank genome assembly. NCBI's taxonomy places the organism in Eukaryota, Metazoa, Chordata, Mammalia, Chiroptera, Vespertilionidae.